This is a messenger RNA of Thyridium curvatum, 2007 nucleotides long. RefSeq lists its product as uncharacterized. Gene Ontology annotation, biological process: lipid metabolic process. The record is from RefSeq and is a predicted model, not a curated record. Bases 1 to 2007 code for a protein of 668 amino acids. Gene Ontology annotation, cellular component: cytosol. NCBI's taxonomy places the organism in Eukaryota, Fungi, Ascomycota, Sordariomycetes, Thyridiales, Thyridiaceae. The transcript is spliced from 8 exons. Gene Ontology annotation, molecular function: acetoacetate-CoA ligase activity.
AUGGACGAAAAGGGAAUGAAGCGGCCUUUGUGGCAGCCACAAGACCCAGACACAGCUAAUGCUACUGUAUUCAUGUCAUUUGUCAACCAUCGACAUCAUCUGCAUCUAACAUCGUACGAAGACCUUUACCAGUGGUCCAUAGGUCCUUCAUCUGAGGAGUUUUGGAGGGCUGCAUAUGACUGGUUGGAGCUCGCUCCCCCCGGGACAGCAAAAACCCAUCACAAGUUGCAGCCUCAGACGCAGAAAAAGUCGACCCCAGAUCUGUUUCCACCCCCGAAUUUCUUCCCCGACCAGAGACUUAAUAUCGCCGAGCAUCUGCUACGAAAGGGCAAGCCAAACGACGUGGCCAUAUAUUUUGCCCGGGAGGGCGUUCCAGGCGUGGAGAAGGUGACAUGGGAAAGACUCAGGAGAGAAACGAGGAACGUUCGCGAUGCUAUGAUAAGCACCGGGGUCAACAGUGGUGACACGGUUGCAGCUAUCGUAUCUAACUCUGUCUACUCAGUCGUCUUGGCGCUGGCUUGCCUGUCCAUCGGAGCAGUCUGGUCCUCAGCAUCCCCCGACCUCGGUGCAAACGCAAUUCUGGACCGUUUCAGCCAAGUCAACCCUAAGAUCAUCUUCACUGAUGAUGGCUACGUUUACGCCGGCAAAACUGUUGAUAUCCAGCUGAAAACUGUCGAAUGGGCUCGUGAACUGGGAAAGAAGGCACCAGCAAUGAUGAACGUUGUCGUCCUCCCUUACCUGAGUACCAACCCCGAUCUUUCAGUAAUCUACCGAGGGAUCCAUUACGAUACCUUUCUUCAAAGAGGCAUAGGCAGGAAACUUGAGUUUGAGAUGUUUCCAUUCUCUCAUCCCGCCUUUAUUCUGUAUUCUUCUGGAACGGGUGUAUUACUCAAAGUUAAAACUGACACAAUCAUCCAACACGACGCCCGGGAUUCAGAUAUCAUGUUCCAAUAUACGACCACGUCGUGGGUCAUGUGGGUGUUGAACUUUGUCAACAUCAGUGCUGCCCGCUCUAUACUACUAUACGACGGUUCACCAUUCCAUCCCAAGCCUACUAUACUGUUAGAGCUUGCAGAGCAGGUCGGCGUCAGCAUAUUCGGGACGUCACCGAGAUAUUUAUCCGAGAUACGGGCUCGCGGGAUUCGCCCACGAGCUGUUCUCCCACCUGAGCUCUACAACUGGUUCUACAAAGUAGCAUUUCCAGAAAGAGUCCACUUAAUCUCGAUGAGCGGAGGAACGGAUAUUGCAGGAUCAUUCGUUGGUGGUACCCCGCUUUUGCCUGUGUACUGUGGCGAGAUGCAAGUCAAGGCUUUAGGCAUGGCAGUCAAUAUUUUUGAUAGCGAGAGGAGCGAACACGUAUCCAUUGAAGGCCAGGAGCGGCCUGGGGAGCUGGUGUGUACCAAGCCUUUCCCUAGCCAACCUCUCCGGUUUGUUGGCAGAGACGGGUCUAGAAAGUACCAUGACGCAUACUUUGGGCGGUACGGGGUGGGUGUAUGGUGUCAAGGGGAUUACGUCCAGCGCUUCUCUGAUACAGGUGGCUUCGUAUUUCUAGGGAGAUCGUUUCCCUAUAGCGACGGCGUCCUUAAUCCUUCCGGCGUCAGAUUUGGCUCAUCUGAGAUCUACGCAGUCGUCGAGUCAAUCUCCGAGAUUGCAGACAGCAUUUGCGUCGGGCAGCGAAGAAGCAUAGACUCGGAUGAGAGGGUGUUGCUUUUUGUGAAGCUCAAAGCUGGACUCGAGUUGACCGAGGAUUUGGUGACUGAGAUCAAGAUUCGGAUCAAAGACAAGUACUCGGCAAGGCACGUGCCCAAGUACAUAUUCCAAGUGGCGGAUAUUCCCUACACCCUGACGGGCAAAAAGUGCGAGAUAAACGUCAAGAAUAUCGUUUGUGGCCGUAGGAUUUCAGUUGGUGGCACUGUGGCCAAUCCCGAGUCCCUCAAGCUCUACGAGAACUACCGAGACUUACCUACGGACGAUUUGAAGGCGGCCAGGACGACCACGAAGCUUUGA